Molecule: messenger RNA, 1497 nt
Organism: Clonostachys rhizophaga
Lineage: Eukaryota; Fungi; Ascomycota; Sordariomycetes; Hypocreales; Bionectriaceae
Source: the annotation of a GenBank genome assembly
AUGGAACUCUCACGGGAACACUUUCCCUACCUAGCCCUUGGCGCUGGCGUACUUUUCGUCGUCUGUACCAUAGUAAGGAGCCUGUACUUGGUCUUCUUCCACCCGUUAUCGAAAAUACCGGGACCAUUCAUCUACACCCUUACAGAUCUGCCAUACUUAUAUCACAUUGCCAAGGGAACCUGGCCACAUGUUCUGAGAAGCCUUCACGAGAAAUACGGACCAGCGGUCAGAUACACUCCUGGAGACGUAUCAUUCACCACAGCGGAUGCCUGGAAGACCAUAUACGACCACAAGACAUUAGCCGCUAAGAAUUUCAGUAAAGAUUCUAGAUUCUACGGGAAGUCAGUUCACUCGGAUGAUCCCCACAUCAUCAACGCCAACAGGGAGGACCAUAAGCGCAUGCGUCGACUAAUAUCCCAUGCGUUCUCCGAGAAAGCUCUGAGAGGACAGGAGGCCAUCAUGAAACAAUAUGUCGACUUGUUCAUCACCAAGAUGAGUGAGUACGCCAAAAGCGGACAGCAAUUGGACAUUGUCAAGUGGUUCAAUUUUACCACUUUCGAUCUGAUCGGUGACUUAUCUUUCGGUCAGCCUUUCGGAUGCCUGGAGAGCGGAGGCUACCAUCCGUGGGUCUCGAUGAUCUUUGACGAUGUUCAGUUUUCAUCAUUGUCUCAAAUUCUCAAGCGGCAUCCGAUACUAAAGUAUUUGACCAAGCUUUUCAUGCCAUCAGAACUCAUAAAGAGGAGCAAAGAGCAUUUCAAGCUUACAAAAGAAACCACUUUGAACCGAGUAGAAAGUGGAAACAUGGAGAGAGAAGAUUUCAUGUCCUAUAUCCUUCGCCAUAGCGGUGAGAAGGGUCUUAGUAAGGGCGAGAUGGUUGAGAAUGCUGGAAUUCUAAUCAUCGCGGGUAGUGAGACCACCGCGACCUUGCUCAGUGGCACAACCUUCCAUCUCUUGAAAAACCGAGAGUCAUACGAUAAGCUCACAAAGGAAAUCAGGUCUACCUUCCAAUCGGAGGAGGAAAUGACACUCUUGCGAGUCAACGAACUCCCUUUUAUGAUCGCUACACUGAAUGAGGGCUUUCGGAUGUAUCCGCCUGUUCCAAUCGGUCUUCCUCGACUCGCGCCUUCUGGUGGCGAAUUCAUUGAUGGCUAUUGGAUUCCUGAAGGAACAUCUGUAUCGGUCUCGCAAUUGUCAUCAUACUACAGCGAUAGGAAUUUCCGCGACCCUCAGCAGUUCGUUCCUGAGCGCUGGCUGCCUGAAGGUGACCCGAAGUACAAGUCGGAUGCAAAGUCUGUUCUCAACCCAUUUUCCAUUGGUCCAAGAAACUGCAUUGGCAAGAACCUCGCCUAUGCCGAGAUGCGUCUUAUUCUGGCCCGACUUCUUUGGAAGUUUGAUCUAGAGUUGAUGCCUGAAAGCAGAGAAUGGGACCAGCAGAAGAUCUGGAGCCUCUGGUCAAAGGGAGAGCUCAAUGUGAAGCUCACGGCGGUUGCGAGGUAA